Molecule: messenger RNA, 2966 nt
Organism: Dicentrarchus labrax (European seabass)
Lineage: Eukaryota; Metazoa; Chordata; Actinopteri; Moronidae
Product: calpain-2 catalytic subunit
Exons: 21
Coding region: 727-2832 (701 amino acids)
Biological process (GO): proteolysis
Cellular component (GO): cytoplasm
Molecular function (GO): calcium-dependent cysteine-type endopeptidase activity; calcium ion binding
Source: RefSeq, a predicted model, not a curated record
CUGGAGUCUCUGGAGUCUGUAGUCUCUGUAGUCUAUGUAGUCUCUGGAGUCUGUAGUCUCUGUAGUCUCUGCAGUCUCUGUCGUCUCUGUAGUCUCUGCAGUCUCUGUAGUCUCUGGUGUCUUUAGUCUCUACAGUCUCUGCAGUCUCUGUAGUCUGUAGUCUCUGUAGUCUCUGCAGUCUCUGCAGUCUCUGCGGUCUCUGGAGUCUGUAGUUUCUGCAGUCUCUGCAGUCUCUGUAGUCUCUAGAGUUUCUGUCUCUAGAGUUUCUGCAGUCUCUAGAGUCUCUGGAGUCUCUGUAGCUCCACAGUUGAUCCAGUUCAGUUCAGCUGCAUUAAGGUGAGUCAAGGUGGAUUGAGGCAUUUGAUUCAGGCCUUUAUCUGCUUGUAAGGAGGACGUUGGUGUCAGUCAGGUGUGUUUCAGGUGAUAAACACCUCACUGUGUUUGUCAGUAUUGUUUGCUUUCUGAAUAAUUCAGAGUCAACUGAUAUCACACUGCUCCUUCACCUGGACCAAAGCUCCGCCCCCUUACGCCUGACCACCUUUAUAUCUGAGACGCAUACACAGCACCCUCAAUUCACUUACAGAUCACACCGCAGCCAGACUCUCAGCAGACUCUCAGCAGACUCUCGGCAGACGUUUGGUUUUAGGUGGACAGACGUUUGGUACACUUUCAAUCAACUUUCAGACUCUUGUCAGACCUUCAGUAGACUCUUGACAGACUCUCAGGAUGGCAAACACAGCAGCAGAGCUGGCCAGAAGGAAGGCCCGUGAGGAGGAUGGCGCCGGCAGCACGGCCAACGCCAUCCCCUUCAAUCAGCAGGACUUUGAACAGUUGCGGUGCGAGAGUCUUCAGUCAGGCUCGCUGUACUGCGACCCAACCUUCCCCGCAGACUGGGACUCUUUGGGGUACAACCAGCUGGGACGCUACUCCUCCAAAACCAUCGGAGUGGAGUGGAAACGACCUACGGAGCUGUGUUCAGACCCUCAGUUCAUCAUUGACGGAGCGAAAAGAACGGACAUCUGUCAGGGAGUGCUGGGUGACUGCUGGCUGCUGGCCGCCAUCGCCUCCCUGACUCUGGACCCUCAGAUCCUGAACAGGGUGGUUCCUCCUGGACAGAGCUUCAGCUCGCAGUAUGCCGGCAUCUUCCAUUUCCAGCUGUGGCAGUACGGCGAGUGGGUGGACGUGGUGGUGGACGACCGGCUACCCACCAAAGACGGGAAGCUGCUGUUCGUGCACUCAGCAGAGGGAGGAGAGUUCUGGAGCGCCCUGCUGGAGAAAGCCUAUGCCAAGGUCAACAGCUCGUACGAGGCUCUGACCGGAGGAUCCAGUAUCGAAGGAUUCGAGGAUUUUACCGGAGGAAUCGCUGAGAGCUACGACCUGAAGGAGGCUCCGCCCUUCCUGUUCAACAUCAUUAGGAAAGCUCUGAAACUGGGCUCACUGAUUGGCUGCUCCAUCAAUAUUACCAGUUCGUAUGACACGGAGGCUAUCACUGGUCAGAAGCUGGUGAAAGGCCACGCCUACUCCAUCACUGCGGCGCAGCAGGUUCAGCACCGGGGCUCUCCUGUGGACCUGCUGAGGAUCAGGAACCCCUGGGGUCAGGUGGAGUGGACCGGAGCCUGGAGCGACGAUUCAAAGGAGUGGGAUGGAGUUCAGUCGGAGGAGAGGAGGAAGCUGGAUCACUCUGCUGAUGAUGGAGAGUUCUGGAUGUCCUACACCGAUUUCCUGCGUCAGUUUUCCCGCCUCGACAUCUGUAACCUGACACCGGACACACUGAGCAGCGACGAAGUAGGCCACUGGAACCACGGCGAGUUCGAAGGCGUGUGGAGGGUUGGCUCCACUGCCGGAGGCUGCAGGAACUACCCGGCCACGUUCUGCUCCAACCCUCAGUUCUUCAUCCGGCUGGAGGAUGUGGACGACGACCCUCACGACGGCGAGGAUGGCUGCACCGCCCUGAUUGGUCUGAUGCAGAAAGACGCUCGCAGGGAGAGGCGUUUUGGACGCGACCUCAACACCAUCGGAUUCGCCAUCUACGAGGUUCCUGAUGAGUAUAAAGGUCGUAGUAACGUCCACCUGGGCCCGGACGUCCUGCUGAGGAGGACGGCUGUGGCUCGCAGUCAGAACUUCAUCAACCUGAGAGAGGUGUGCGACCGAUUCAAACUGCCACCCGGAGAGUACACCAUCGUCCCGUCCACCUUCGAACCGCACCGCAAAGGAAGCUUCAUCCUGAGGGUGUUCACCGAAAAGCAGGCCCACAGCAGUCCGAUGGAGGAGGACGUUAACGUGGACAUCCAGGAGCCUGAUGUGGGACAGAACGACGUGGAUCCUCACUUCAAACGUCUCUUUGUGCAGAUCUCUGGAAAUGACUCCGAAAUUUCUGCCUUAGAGCUCCAACAGAUUCUGGACAAAGUGGUCGCUCAGAGAUCUGAUUUACAAACUGACGGCUUCAGUCUGCAGACGUGUCGCAACAUCAUCAGCCUGCUGGACAUGGACGGCAGCAGUAAACUGGGUCUUCAGGAGUUUCAUCGUCUGUGGAUGAAGAUCCAGAAAUACCUGGAGAUCUUUAAGAGUCACGACUCCGAUGGUUCUGGAACGAUGAGCAGUCAUGAGAUGAGAGCAGUGCUGGCUGAAGCAGGUUUCCAGGUGAACAGCGCUGUGAUUCGGGAGAUCGUCGGCCGUUAUGCUGACACGAGUUACGCCAUCGACUUCGACUGUUUCGUCGGCUGUCUGAUCCGUCUGGAGAUGCUCUUCAAGAUGUUCAGGACUCUGGACAAGAAGAACCAGGGGAAGAUCCAACUGGACCUGCAGCAGUGGCUCUGCCUCGCCAUCAACUGAUGCCCGCCCACUGCAGUGCAUGCUGGGAGUUCUGUUUGAAAGCUUUCAAAUAAAGUCUGGAUCUGAAUACGUCUUUAACUGUGUGUGGAGCUUUAAAAGAUUUAAGAUGGAAAUUAAAAGUGAAUACAAAGUGA